Messenger RNA from Chiloscyllium plagiosum (whitespotted bambooshark), 4005 nucleotides. The record is from RefSeq and is a predicted model, not a curated record. NCBI's taxonomy places the organism in Eukaryota, Metazoa, Chordata, Chondrichthyes, Orectolobiformes, Hemiscylliidae.
GUGGCGGUUGUUACUGACAGUGAAGAAUAAGAAAAGACACGUUACUGGUCCAGGAGAGAAACGAAAAUAAGGUUUAUGUGUACAGAGAGUGCGGAGCGCAUUGACAAAAACUAGAGGGCAGAGAAACAAAGACACUCCGGUAACAAAUACAGCAGAUAGAAACUGAAUCAUCAGAGGAAUUGAAUGUGAAGGAUAACAUGUCCAAUGUAUCCAAGGACAGAAGUAAUAGGUGGCAAGAAACUCAGAAAGGACUACAAUUUAUCCAGUCUACAUUGCCAUAUCCUGGUACCGAACGAGAAUAUGAGGUGUUUCUUCAAGACCUCGUAAGAAAUUUAAAUGAUGAGGGAAAUGAUAAGUUCAGAGAAUGCAAUUGGGCUGAUGCUUUGAAUCAGUAUACUGAGGCUUUAAAUGUAGCUCAUUAUGCAUCUGAAGAAGUCAGUAUUGUAAAUGGAGUAAUAGAAAAGCUGUAUGCAAAUCGUGCAGCCUGCUACUUGAAUAUGGGUCUCUAUAAUCGGGUAUUAGAUGAUUGUGACAAAGCUUUACAGUUGAAUGAUCGUAAUUACAGAGCACUCUAUCGUAAAGCAAAGUCCUUGAAAGAGUUAGGAAGGCAUGAGGAAGCCUACAAAGUUGUUGCAGAGUGUUCACUAGCUGUGCCACAGGACGAUCUUGUAAUAAAAUUAACCCAGGAACUGGCUCAGAAAUUAGGAUUAAAAAUUCGAAAGGCUUAUGUUAGAACACAGCCUCCCUUGACUCCUGUUGUUGCUGUCAGCUCUUUACCUUCUGCUGAAUCUUCUAACCAACCUACCAGUGGUUUGGAUUCUGUUGAAGAUAUUGAAAUAGAUUUCCCAGCAGUGAGUUCAGAACCUUCUGUUUCUUCAUCUGUCUCUUUGGAUGAUAUCUCUCAAACACUAUGUGAUUCAGCCUCAAUUCCAGUCAUUUCUAAUUCUGCAUCACCCACUCCAAAACUGUCGAAGAAAACCAGCCUGUGCAAUACUGCACUGGUGAACGGAGAAGAAGUACCUUUUUCAGUGCCUGAGUCACGUUUAGAAUUCAGUGAUGGUGACAAAAUAGGAGACGAUUUGGAUGAGCUGUUAGAUUCAAUGUCCACUGUUGAAGAUACUCAAAUGAAGCCCAUGAAUCUUAAAGGAAGUAUUUCUUCUAGCCUGCCAGCCAAAAUGCCUUCCAGUAUUCCUUGUCCUAGUUCUGUUUUGGUGCCACCACCCCAAGUUAUAAGUAAUAGUAUUCCUUCAGUGACUCUGCCGUCAGUGUAUUCAUUAUCCAUGAAUAUGCUACCAUAUGAUACGUUUGGUUCAAGAAUGGACUCUUUAGAUUCUCUACCUAUUAUGGAAUCUCAGAGAGCGAAACCCCCAGGUCUUGGAGUCGGGGCUGGCAUACAAGGACAUAACAGUACCUCUUCUUACUUGCCUCUAAAUAGUACAACCAGUCUGUUCAGUAGUAACAGAAAUAUAGGAGUUAUAGGUCAAAAUGGAAGUGGCUUGUCAAGAGGAUCAGAAAUGGGAGCAAAUGAAUUAUCCACACAAACACUAGGUAGAAAUCCGCUGUCGGACACGCAUGAAUUUAAGCAGGCCUGUCCUUCGUGCUUUAAAAUAGAUUCCAAAGGAUUGACAUACACCUACAACAGAGAUGUAGAACAUAAGUGUACAAAGGAUAUUUUAAUUGGUCGAUUGAAGAACCCUGAUGGUAGACCCUGGAAAAAGAUACGACCUAGACCAACAAAGAAUCAGUAUGUGGGUCCUUAUUACAUAUGUAAAGAUGUUGCUGCAGGAGAAGAAUGUAGAUACCCUGGUCACUGCACAUUUGCAUAUUGCCAAGAAGAGAUAGAUGUAUGGACCCUAGAGCGUAAAGGAGCAUUUAAUCGUGAACUGCUGUUUGAUCCCUUUGGAAGUAUCAGGAAGGUUAAUUUAACAGUAGCCAAAAUUCUACAGGAACAUCAUGGCAUAUUUAUGUUUCUCUGUGAGAAAUGUUUUGAUAACAAGCCCAGAAUGAUACACAAAAACAAUAAGGAUAACCAAGCCUACUGUUCCAAUCCAGAUGCCAAGCAUUUAUUUGAGCAGAACAAGUGCCUUGUUCACAUCCUGCGAGAGACAAUGGUGAAAUGCUCUAAAAUCCGAUCUUUUGACAAUACCAGAUUGCUUGAUCUCUGCCGCCAUGAAGUUCGCUUUGGUUGUAACAGAGAGGAUGAGUGUUUCUAUGCGCACAGUUUGAUAGAACUGAAAGUCUGGAUGAUGCAACAUGACACACAUAUCUCUCAUGAAGCAAUUGCUCAGGAAUCAAAAAAGUAUUGGCAGAAUCUGGAAGCUAGUACCCAGUCAGGACAGGUACCUCUUAGCAUGACAAAAUCCAGAAACCUCAACUUAAAGCUCAAAUUUGUGUGUGGACAGUGUUGGAGGCAUGGGCAAGUCAGCGAGCCAGAUAAGAACCGAAAAUACUGCAAUGCUAAAGCAAGACACCCUUGGACCAAAGAACGUCGUGUGCUACUAGUGAUGUCCAAUGAGCGUAAGAAAUGGACAACUAUACGUCCUCUACCAUCAAAGAAACCAAUUCCACAGCAAUUUGAUUUAUGCUUGCAUAUAGCUAAAGGAAAGAAAUGUACAUACACCGGGCUUUGCUCAUUUGCCCACAGUCUUGAGGAAAAAGACAUGUGGACCUAUAUGAAAGACAGUAACAUCUUAGACAUGGAACAGCUGUAUGAAAUGUGGCUGAAGAGCCAGGAGCCAGAGAAAGAGGAAGUAGUUAAUGCACCCAAGGAAAAUGGGAAACAAAUCCACAUGCCAACCGACUAUGCUGAUCUUGUGAUCGGCUAUCAUUGUUGGUUGUGUGGGAAGAGCUGUAAUAGUGAGAAGCAAUGGCAACAGCAUAUAACCUCGGAAAAACACAAAGAAAAAGUUUUUAGUUGUGAGGAUGACCAAAACUGCUGGCAACAUCGUUUUCCUACAGGACAGUUCAGUGUUUGUCAAAUGCAUGAGACAGGUAACUGUCCAGAGGAGGAGAAUUGCCAGUUUGCUCAUAGUAAAGCAGAAUUGCAAGAAUGGAUGGAUCGAAGAGAAGUUCUAAGGCAGAAACUAGCGAAAGCCAAAAAGGACCAUUUGAUUGCUCCAGAUGAUGACGACUUUGGAAAAUUUGAUUUUUUGAUUAAAGACUUAAAUUGAUAUAAUAACCAUGGUACAUUCGAAUUUUCAGAAAUGUGGUAGAAGUUGACAUUUUUUUCAGUUGAAACCAAAACUAAAAGGUGUAUAAGCAGUAAAUCUUUGAAUUGUUCUCCUGCUUUACUUUCCUACAGUAAUAACUACAAUGGUGUUGUGAAAGAGGCAUACAGUAGGGCUAGGAGGGCAGCAGUAUUCUCUGCACUUCCAUCUAACAACAGGCUGUUGUCUGCUGUCAAGGUGACGUGCAACUUGAAAAAAGAAUAAUCAUGGGUUAUAUUAAAGUGCAAGGACUUGAAUAUUUUUGUGAUGUUCUCCAUAAUGUCAUAGGAAUAUAUUUGAGUGACUUAAGACAUAGGAAAAAACUUUGGAUUGUGGAUGUAAGGCUUAAACGAUACAGAAUUCAUAAACAUUUCAGUAUCCAGAUAAGUCAAAACAGAAGAGGAAUGGGGUUCAGUAAUGUGGCAAUCCAACUUGGAUAGUGUGUAACAGUUCAGAGACGAGUUAGCAUCAUUGAAUUUGUUAGAGCAAUAGGAUGCUUCUUUUGAUAACUUUUUUCUUCUAAAUAAUAGUUUUUAAGGAAAAUCAUUCAUCAAUAUAUAAGCUGAAUGGUUUAAAUUUUACCAGCAUUUAAUUAUGUGCUCCAUUGUUGGUAACUGGGAAGCAGGUGUUAAAAGAACUGCAUAAAAUAAUUUCAUUACAGGAUUCAAAAUUAUUAAGUUUUGUUAAGUACAAUGCUUGCUAUUUAAACGUUGAUUUCCUUAAAAAUCACAAGAAUUGCCAGGUGGCAAAAAUAUAUGGACCAAUAUUGUCAAUAAAGGAUAUAAAAAUGUUUACAUUA